AUGGCUGCGGCGUCCCUACGAUUCGAUGGUCCUGUGACUAUGCCAGCUCGGCCGGCUGGCCGCUUUCAGCAAUUGCCCGAAAUCGUUAUCACAGAGGAGCACACGCAGACACAACCAUCACAGCACCUGCAGAUAGACGAUCGGGAGCACCCCGGCGGCAUCGCAGACAUGCGGCCCAAGCACAAGGGCCGCGAACGGUUUCUCCGGGGACUCUCUCGCAUGGCAUCCUCGCCCAGUCUCGCCCAAUCAGGCCGGGCUCGUUCUGCCAGCACCCCUUACACCCGUUCUGGUGUCAGCCUCUCUUGUGUCAGCCUGGCACCGACUCAGUCGCCCUUUGGCCCGUCUUCUUCCAGUGCGAACGGCUCUGCCUUUGCUUUUUCUCUGCUCGGGUCGCCUGAAAACUCGCCGCUAGCAUCAUCACCAGCGCUUGGUGCCAUCCGGAGGGUCGACCUGAGUGCGGAUGGGGUUGGCACAAGCGGCGUGAACACGGUGUCGCUGCCGGCCGAUCUGGCCCGGUUGGCGUUGCGCCCCAAGAAGAACUUCUUGGAGCUCUGGAAAGGCGUGCCGCACGAGAUCCAGGUGUAUAUAUUCAGCUUCCUGAAGCCCAAGGAGCUUGUGCGGCUGUCGGGCGUCAACCGUGAGUUUCGGCGGAUCUGCUUCGACGGGCAGCUUUGGACCCGGUUCGACGCGUCGGAGUUCUACCAGGAAAUCCCCAUGCAGUCGCUCUGCAACAUCAUUGCCAAGGCCGGGCCGUUUGUCAAGGAUCUCAAUCUGCGCGGCUGCAUCCAGGUUAAGGGCUAUGACGAGGGCAAGGCGAUGUCGCAGGCCUGUACAAACCUGGUGCAGGCCACGCUGGAGGGUUCAAACAUCAACUGCGACAACCUGGAGACGCUGCUGCGCCAGAACAAGAAGCUCGCCCACGUCAACCUGAUGGGCCUCUGCUGCGUGCACCUGCCAACGUGCAUGACGAUCGCGCAGAACUGCACGCAGCUGGAGGUGCUCAACCUGUCGUGGUGCAAGAAUGUGGCGGCUGAGAUGAUCGUGCCGAUUAUCAACAGCUGUCCUGGGCUUCGCGAUCUGCGCAUCGGCGAAGUCCGCGGGCUCGACAACCUGCUGCUGGCCAAGGCGCUGUUCCGGACCAAUCGGCUGGAGCGUCUCGUGUUGAGCGGCUGCCAGGACCUCACGGACGUGGCCCUGUGCACCAUGCUGCACGGCACCGAUCCGGAGAUAGACCUGCUGACAGACCGACCCAAUGUACCACCACGGCGGCUGCGCCAUCUCGACCUGAGUCGCUGUCGGCGGUUGACAAACCGCGGUGUUGCCGCUCUGGGCUACAGCGUGCCCGAUCUCGAGGGUCUUGUACUGGCUGGCUGCACGGCCCUGACCGACGGGGCGCUUGAGCCGAUAUUUGCUUCGACGCCACGGCUGGCGUACCUGGACCUGGAGGACCUGAGUGGACUGACAAACGGGCUGCUGUCGGGUCAUCUGGCUCGUGCGGCCUGUGCCCGCAGCCUGACCCAUCUGUCGAUCGGCUACUGUGAGAACCUGGGCGACGCCGGCGUGCUGCCUAUGAUCCGGGCGUGUACGGGACUGCGCAGUGUCGACAUGGACAACACGCGCAUCUCGGAUUUGGUGUUGACUGAGGCGGUCGCCCUGGUACGCACACGCAGCAGCAGCAACAGCAGUAACAGCAGUAACAGCAGAGUCUUUAGACCCCGGCCGGGCCUCAGCCUGACCGUCUACGACUGUCCCAGCAUUACAUGGACUGGGGUGCGGGAGGUGCUGUCCCGCAAUGCUGAGAUGCUAGUGCCACGACAGCAACAACAACAGCAGCAGCAGCAGAAGGUGCCUAGCUUUCCGUCCGAGAUCAUCAUGCUCAAGUGCUUCUACGGCUGGCAGAUGACGGUCGACGAACACACGAAGCGUGUUCUGCGUGGAAACUAUGUGGCGGCAGCACGACUGGAACGCAAAUGGGGCGACUACAUGCAGGCCAACGAGGAAGCUGGGGCUGGCGGUGCCGGAGUGCGACGGCGACGGCGACGCGCACGUGAGGCGCAGCAGGUGCACGCGGACGAAGCAGAGGUUGGAGCUGGUGUGGCCGGUAUUGGUGACGGCGCGGGUGCUCAAGUGGCGGCGGGUGUCGGCGGCACAGGCAUCGGUGUCGGGCGACGACGGGCACGAACGACGGCCUGUGCCAUCAUGUGA
This is a messenger RNA of Grosmannia clavigera kw1407, 2205 nucleotides long. RefSeq names its product f-box domain containing protein. The record is from RefSeq and is a predicted model, not a curated record. Bases 1 to 2205 code for a protein of 734 amino acids. Lineage: Eukaryota; Fungi; Ascomycota; Sordariomycetes; Ophiostomatales; Ophiostomataceae. Gene Ontology annotation, cellular component: SCF ubiquitin ligase complex. The transcript has a single exon. Gene Ontology annotation, molecular function: protein binding. Gene Ontology annotation, biological process: SCF-dependent proteasomal ubiquitin-dependent protein catabolic process.